Messenger RNA from Tarenaya hassleriana, 1731 nucleotides. Its product is annotated as aspartyl protease family protein At5g10770. The transcript is spliced from 3 exons. NCBI's taxonomy places the organism in Eukaryota, Viridiplantae, Streptophyta, Magnoliopsida, Brassicales, Cleomaceae. The record is from RefSeq and is a predicted model, not a curated record. Gene Ontology annotation, molecular function: aspartic-type endopeptidase activity. Gene Ontology annotation, biological process: proteolysis. The coding region runs from base 73 to 1509 and encodes 478 amino acids.
CAUGUUCAUGAGCACCCAAUUUUCUCUCACACACAGAGAGAGAGAGAGAGAGAGAGAGAGAAGAGGGGCAAAAUGGGCAUAACAAAAAUUUUCGUGAGUACAAUUUUGCUUAGUGUAUGCGUUUUGGGAAACGCGGUUCAUGAAGAAAGCAAGAGAUACGAGGCUGAUUUCCAUACUAUUGAAGUCAGCUCUCUCUUGUCUUCUUCAUCUCCUUGUGUUCUUUCUCCCAAAGCAUCCAAAACCAAGUCAUCGCUGCACGUGAUGCACGCGCACGGCACGUGCUCGCAUCUCAGUAGCGGCAAAAACGCGAUUCCAGACCGCGUUGAGAUUCUGAAACGCGACCAGGCGCGUGUGGACUCGUUCCACGCAAAGCUAUCGAAGACGACGAAGACCGCGACCAGAAACGCCGACAGGGUCCGACAACGAAAGUCGGCGGAUUUGCCGGCGAAGGACGGAAGUACCAUCGGUUCCGGGAACUACAUAGUGACUGUCGGAAUUGGGACACCGAAGAAGGACCUGUCUCUGAUCUUCGAUACAGGCAGUGAUCUGACGUGGACGCAGUGUGAGCCCUGCGUCAGGACUUGUUAUUCUCAGAAGGAACCCAUUUUUAACCCUUCUUCGUCUUCUUCCUACUAUAACGUCUCCUGUUCUUCCGCCGUUUGUGGUGCUCUCUCUUCUGCCACCGGGAAUUCGGGAAGCUGUUCGUCUUCGACGUGCGUCUACGGGAUCCAAUACGGCGACCAAUCCUUCUCCGUCGGAUUCCUCGCCAGAGAGAAGCUAACCCUAACGAGCUCCGAUAUCUUCGACGGUUUCUACUUCGGCUGCGGCGAGAACAACCAGGGUCUCUUCAAUGGCGUCGCCGGACUCCUCGGCCUCGGUCGCGACCAGCUCUCCUUCCCUUCUCAGACGGCGUCGCGCUACAACAAGGUCUUCUCCUACUGCCUCCCUUCCUCCGCUGCCACCACCGGUCAUCUCACCUUCGGAUCCGCCGGUCUCUCCAGAUCCGUCAAGUUCACGCCGUUAUCCUCUGUCACCGACGGUACCUCCUUCUACGGCCUCGACAUCGUCGGGAUCUCCGUCGCCGGCCAGAAAUUGACGAUUCCGUCUACCGUAUUCUCCUCCGCCGGAGCUCUGAUCGAUUCCGGCACCGUUAUCACCCGUCUCCCUCCAAAGGCCUACUCCGCGCUGAAAUCCGCGUUUCAGGCGAGUAUGUCGAGGUACCCGACGGCUCCGGCGGUUUCGAUCCUCGACACGUGCUACGAUCUGACAGGCUACAGGACGGUUGCGAUUCCGAAAGUAGGGUUUCUGUUCAGUGGAGGAGUGGAUGUGGAGCUGGACGCAACCGGGAUUUUGUACGCGCUUAAGAUAUCGCAGGUGUGUUUGGGGUUUGCGUCGAACAGUGACGACAGUAGCGUUGCGAUCUUCGGAAACGUGCAGCAGCAAACGCUGGAAGUGGUUUACGACGGUAGGGGCGGCAGGGUGGGGUUUGCACCUGGAGGGUGUAAAUGAGAGAUUAAGGUUUUAAAUUUGGAUUAAGAUGGUGUAAUUAAGGAUUUGGCACAAAGGGCCUUUUCCUUAACCAUCUGUUUAAUUAUGGUUAAUCGUAAUAUGAUUUGAAGCAAUUGUACAGUGUAAUAAGCUGUGUUGGUAAACGUCAAAAGGGCCAUACGUCGCCGUGUGUUUGUGAUUGAAAAUAUUUAUGAAAAGAGAAAAUUGGAAAUAUCUGUCGAA